AUGGAAGAAGGAACAUACUUCCCUCCUUAUCAGGAGCUAUUAUCGUUGCACCAUGGACAACUGCCGGGUAAAGAAAAGAGUGGAGCGAUUAGCCGAGGACCCGAGGAUGGUGAUCACAACCUACGAAGGGCGGCACGUGCAUUCUCCAUCGCACGAUCUUGA
Prunus armeniaca (apricot) is the source of this 162-nucleotide messenger RNA. The record is from the annotation of a GenBank genome assembly. Lineage: Eukaryota; Viridiplantae; Streptophyta; Magnoliopsida; Rosales; Rosaceae.